Microthlaspi erraticum is the source of this 1107-nucleotide messenger RNA. Lineage: Eukaryota; Viridiplantae; Streptophyta; Magnoliopsida; Brassicales; Brassicaceae. The record is from the annotation of a GenBank genome assembly.
AUGUCUCUGAUGAUUCUCAGCCGGCUCUCGAGGCUCGGCCUUGGGAAACCUGCUUUGGUGGGAAGAAGAUCCUCUAAUCUUCUUCUUCUUAUCUCCAACGACUUCUCAUCUUCCUUGAUGCAAAAGCAAACCCCUCCCUGUUACAUCCACGGCGCUAUACCUUGUGGAUUCAAUCUCGGAACACUCUCCAUUUGCAAUGCUAACGAACUGAGAGUCAUUGAUAUCGACAAGAAGGCGCCUAUGGAUUUGGUGUAUAAUACUCCGAAAGUGGCAACGAUCGGUGCAUCACAUGGCUGGGUAGCUACUUUGAACGAGGAGGGGACUCUGUGUCUCCAAGAUGAUCUAAACCCAGCUGCAUCGGACAUCGAACCGAAACGCAUCCCGCUGCCUCCUCUUGUGACUCUGCCUCAUUGCCAAACCAACGUCGUCACAAACGUGGCCAUGUCCACGUCUUCUCCAGAGGAUGAGGACUGUGUUGUGGCUGUCAAGUUCUUGGGUCCUCAGCUGAGCUUUUGCAGACCCGGUCAUGGAGACGAGACCUUUCGCAUCCCCGGAUCUGGAGGACACCUCAUCGGGUCAUGGGAUCCGUGCAACCCAAGCGACAAGCCGAAGCUGCAGAGCUUGCGGUUUCAAAACUUUCCUCCGGCGCUGAGGACGAGAACGGACAUUCGCCAGCGUCUGGAUUCGUGCUCCAAGAGCGAACACCUGGUGGAGUCGAGAACCACCGGUGAGACUUUCUUGGUCAAGUGGUACAAGAAGACCAACGAGAUCAAGGACGGUGUUGCCCAUAUGAAAACAGAGUAUGUACAGGUUUUCAAGCUUGACGAAGAAGGCAACGCUGUUUGCACUCAAGAUGUAGGAGAUCUCGUCAUUUUCCUAUCAAAGUGCGAACCUUUCUGUGUCCCUGCUGCUUCCUUUCCCGGUUUGCUUCCUAACCACGUUUACACCAUUGAUACCCAUGAAGUCGGAUUUAUCGAUCUGGGUAGCAUGUUCAUCACUAGUUUGGGUGGUAUAAAUGAUGCCCCUUUCUAUAUCUCACCUCAAAAUAUAGAAGAAAUGGAGUCACAGAGUCCGUCGCAAGCAGCUGAAACAGAGUCAGCUUGCUGA